Molecule: messenger RNA, 1057 nt
Organism: Darwinula stevensoni
Lineage: Eukaryota; Metazoa; Arthropoda; Ostracoda; Podocopida; Darwinulidae
Source: the annotation of a GenBank genome assembly
AUGCGGUGCAGGGGUGAGCGACCGGUGGAAUCGCCGGUGGAGGCGAUUCGACUCACGUCGGCGGACGUGGAAGACGCGCCGCCCAUCUCGAACGGGGUCGCUUCGAGCGGACAGACCAACAUCUGGACGAAUCCCAUGAGCACCAGCUUCACGUCGCUUCGCAUGAAGGAGUUGAAAGACGCUCAGGCGAACGGAGGGGAUAAUCAGCCGAAGAAGAAGCGGUUCAGCAUGUCGCCGUUUCGGCCCCUGCAGAAGCUCCCGGAGCACAUCUCGAAGGAAUUGGGCAAGAGGCGGCUGGGGCAAGGGAAGAACUUGGACGAGAAGAACCUGAAGAAUCAGCUGCAGAAGAACAACAACACCAAGAGUCCGGGAAAGUCGGAGGGGAAGACCACAGCUCCUUCGCGACUCUCGUUGGACUUGACAACGGCAACCGUACAGUCGAACAAGGACAAGGGCAAGGACAAGGACAAGGACAAGAAAAAGGCCAAUGACAAAGACAAGGACAAGGACAAAAACAAGGAUCAGGAUAAGGAAAAGGAAAACGAAGAUGGAAAGGGUCAGAAAAAGGAAACAAGCAAGGACAAUGGAAAUGAAGAGGAUAAGGAAAAGGGCAAGGGCAAGGACAAGGGAAAUGGGAAAAUCCCAACCAGGUCAAGCUUCAGAAAGAAGAAGCAAGCAUGAAAUACGCCGGUGUUCAAGUUCGGGCCUGCAGUAUUUCGGCAAAACUGACGUAUACCCUCAUGUUUUGCGACUUUGCACCCACUGUGAGUCUGUGAAACUUCGGCAAAAUAAUCCUCAAGGCUGGCUCCUGUGAAGAUCAAGCAGUUACCUCGCUCAACGUCUGAAUCCGAUUCAGUAGAAUACCCUGGCUGUGAUACCAAGCCUUGUAUUUCACAUCUCUCUCGUUCGAUCCAAUGCAGUUCGACACAUCUUUAUCUUUCACCUCUCACUUGGCAUCUCGAAACUGUGAUAGAAAACAAAUACAUAUUCAUGAUUGAAGUUUCAUUUUUCAGAAGGAACAAUAAGCACUUCAAUAAAGGGUUCAUUGUCACGAAAA